UCCUCCCUAACGUAGUUUCCUAUGCUUUAUCCGGCCAUCCCAAAAUGAAAAAUCCACUCAAUCUCCAAAAACCCUACUAAAAUACAAAUCCAAAAUGCUAUAGACUUCUCCUUACUAUCAGUUUAUUAAGCCUUUCACAAAUCCCAACCUAAAAGCUCCUCAUUCUGUUCAUUGUUAACCAUGAAAAUGUACCUUAAUAGUGUUCUAAGCUCAAACACGUAAGCUGUAUUUCUCUGUAUUCUUCAGUACAUUUUCUCUUACACCAAAUGGCCACUUCUUUAUCCCACUCUCCCCAGUUAUUAACUUUCUCUUACAGAAAGUCUUACCCCUCUUUCUCAUUCCCCAAGAUUCAAUCUUUCUUGCACAAAAACAGACAAUUUCACUUAAAGACUCAAACUUUACUCCCCAAUAUUCAAUCUUUCUUGCAUCAGAAGGAAAAAAUUCACUUAAAGACUCAAACUUCUAACCAUUUGGGUCAUAUUCAAAGGGUAAAAAGAGCUUCUUGUUCUGAUAGUUUUCUUGAGAUAAUUGAAAAGGAAGAGUCUUUACUGGCUACUGAGGAAAAACCAUUGAAAUUCCUGUUGUGGGUGUUGUUAUGGGCCUCUGUAUCUAUUGGUUUAUUUGCAGUUUCAGGGAAUGCAAAAGCUGCUACUGCUGCUGCUGACUCUAUUCGGGCUUCGGGCUUUGGUGUAAAAGUUGCUACUGCUUUGAGAAGUUUAGGCUGGCCAGAUGAAGCUGUUGUGUUUGCUUUGGCUACACUUCCUGUUAUUGAGCUUCGUGGGGCUAUUCCUGUUGGUUAUUGGUUGCAACUCAACCCUAUUGCAUUGACUGUCUUAUCCAUUCUUGGGAACAUGGUUCCCGUCCCCUUUAUCGUGCUCUACCUAAAGAAGUUAGCAAUUUUCCUUGCUGGAACGAACAAAUCAGCAUCAAAGCUUUUGGAUUUUUUGUUUGAGAGGGCGAAAGAGAAGGCAGGUCCAGUACAAGAGUUUCAAUGGCUCGGUUUAAUGCUCUUCGUGGCAGUUCCAUUUCCUGGAACCGGAGCUUGGACAGGAGCCAUCAUAGCUUCUGUCCUCGAUAUGCCUUUCUGGUCUGCUGUUUCAGCAAACUUUGUUGGUGUCGUCUUGGCUGGACUUCUGGUAAACUUGUUGGUGAAUCUUGGACUCAAGUAUGCUAUUAUAACCGGUGUAAUACUGUUCAUUAUUUCGACAUUCAUGUGGAGUAUCCUUCGAAGUCUUAAAAAACGCUGAGCUCAUCAAGCUGAUAUCAACACCUAUUGAAGUUUUGAGAUGAUCAGUAUAACCCAUUAUGGAUAAAACAGUAACGAUGAAUAGAAAGAGAAGUCUUUUUCUUUCUUUAAUCGAUCAAUAUUACAACUUUUCCUUCACAUGUAUAUUGCUAUUAUUUGUAUUGGGCACCAUCAUAUCAUCCCAUCUGAUCAAUCAAGAAUACCUCAACCGGAUAAAUUCACCUA
Messenger RNA from Nicotiana tabacum (common tobacco), 1471 nucleotides. RefSeq lists its product as uncharacterized. NCBI's taxonomy places the organism in Eukaryota, Viridiplantae, Streptophyta, Magnoliopsida, Solanales, Solanaceae. The record is from RefSeq and is a predicted model, not a curated record. Gene Ontology annotation, cellular component: chloroplast.